AUGAAAUUUCUUUAUAGGUCUAGAGACGUAGAGGGUGGUGGCGUUGGAGCAUUACAUGUCGUAGGUGUACAAGCAAUUUUAACUGAAUAUUUGAUUAGAUAUGUUGAUUUAAUCUUUAGUGACAGAAUACCAGCUUUCCCGAGUCCUUGUUUAGAAGAUGGAAGUCCAAAAAGAAUACGACCAAAAUCUUUAGCUAUUUCUACUCCAACAAAAUUAUUAUCUUUAGAAGAAGCAAGGUCAAGAGCUCUUUCUGCAAAUCUUCUUCCCAUGCAACAGAAAUAUAUUGACGUUGGUGGCGGACCUCAAAAUCUUCCCGAGAAGUAUCAUACUGUUAUUGAUUUACCUAUCAAUAAACAAGGAACUAACAAAUUAAAGAAAUCACCAUCAGGGUGGAAAUCCUUUUUCUCCCGAGGAUGGUAUUCAAGUAGUACCAGGGGUCGCAAAGAAAUUCAUUCUUCAAACAGAAGCAGAAAAGGACAUAAAAUUAAAAUUUCACCUCAGCAAACACACUUAGCACUUCAGGUAGUUAAAGUAUAUGUAGUUUUCUAUUUUAUAUAACUAAAUAUAA
Molecule: messenger RNA, 568 nt
Organism: Centruroides sculpturatus (bark scorpion)
Lineage: Eukaryota; Metazoa; Arthropoda; Arachnida; Scorpiones; Buthidae
Product: rho GTPase-activating protein 32-like
Exons: 3
Coding region: 1-558 (185 amino acids)
Biological process (GO): small GTPase-mediated signal transduction
Molecular function (GO): GTPase activator activity
Source: RefSeq, a predicted model, not a curated record